Synchiropus splendidus (mandarinfish) is the source of this 808-nucleotide messenger RNA. RefSeq names its product guanylin family protein. Gene Ontology annotation, cellular component: extracellular region. The record is from RefSeq and is a predicted model, not a curated record. Gene Ontology annotation, molecular function: guanylate cyclase activator activity. The transcript has 3 exons. Bases 45 to 359 code for a protein of 104 amino acids. NCBI's taxonomy places the organism in Eukaryota, Metazoa, Chordata, Actinopteri, Syngnathiformes, Callionymidae.
UCCUGCUGAGAAGUAAAGCUGCGGAGAAGAAAACUGCCAGAACCAUGAAGGCUGCCUUUGCCAUGGUCACCAUGCUGGUUUUAGCGUGGUCCUCUGAAGCCGUCUGGGUCCAAGAAAACGGAAUGUCUUUCCCACUGGAGGCUGUGAGGAGACUCCAAAAGCUGACAGAGCUUAGAUCAGGAGCACAGAGCCCACGUCUCAGGGCGAGCAGCUCAUCUCUGUGCGACGACCCUCUUCUCCCAGCCGACUUCAAGCCUCUCUGUGACCAGAGAGGAGCCUCCGCAUCCAUGUCCAGACUUGCAAUGGUUCCCAUGGACAUCUGCGAGAUCUGUGCCUUCGCCGCCUGCACAGGCUGUUAAGCUGAAUCUCAGUUGUUGAAAUUACAAUCCACUCCAUUUCCUGUCUGCACCAAACUAGAUCAUCAUCAUCAUCAUCAUCCACAACCAACUGCUUCAAUAGCAACAACAUUCGCAUGGUGCAAACUGUUACCUGCCUUUAGUCCAGAGCUGAAGUGUAUUUGGAAACUCUGAGUUACAUUUCCUAGUUGUUAAACUUUGUAUACAUGUAAAAAUGAUGACUCACCUUUUCUUGUUUAUGAUGGGAUAAAAAGCUGUCCCUAAAAAAAGACUGAGGAUUUUCACUCAAGAACACGACAAGUGAAGAAAAUGCAAAGCUUUUUUUUCUUCUUCUUUUUAAACUUGCUGACUGACUGCCCUUUAUUUUUGCUUUUUCUGGACUGUUUUCCCUUAUGCUUUUUCUCUGCAUACAACAAUUCCAGAUGUUUUUGUUCUUUAAUUCAUGUACUUUA